AUGUUCACAAACAGCCAGCUGUGUGGCUUACAACUUCUUCAGUGCCACCAAUCAGUGCCAACUCUUCAACCAAACAUUGAACAAGUUCUCUGUACUGCCCGGCUGUCAAUAUUAUCUCAGGGAAGACUAAUGUUAUCAAUAGUUGUAAUCACAGCUGAUAGAUCAAUAGCCAGAAAUGUCCUAAAUAUUACUGUGGACAACGAACUGAGGGAAUUUUACUUCAACGGCAACAACAUUUCUGUAGCUUCCAACUUUCCAAACGCAGUUUAUUGGAACAGACCCGAUUCGUACAACUUGGAAGGUGACAUUCAUGUGCUUGCCCUCAAGAUGUACAACAACGAGUUUUCAGGGGGUUUCAUAGCCAGCACACCAGAUGAUUACAUCCUGACCAACAAAACUUGGAAAUGUACCUUAGAAUAUUACGAUGGCUGGUACAAAAUCCACUACAAUGAUUCACUCUGGCCUGACGCAAAACUUCAAUCCUGGGACAAGGACGCCAAACUCCUGACGUAUUUCUCCCCUAACGCCAAAUGGAUUAUUGAUUCUACAGACUGCAAGAGCUGUUUAUUCUUCUGUCGGAAAAGUUUUAUUGGUAAGAUCUAA
Messenger RNA from Helobdella robusta, 603 nucleotides. RefSeq lists its product as hypothetical. Bases 1 to 603 code for a protein of 200 amino acids. The record is from RefSeq and is a predicted model, not a curated record. The transcript is spliced from 3 exons. NCBI's taxonomy places the organism in Eukaryota, Metazoa, Annelida, Clitellata, Rhynchobdellida, Glossiphoniidae.